Messenger RNA from Maylandia zebra (zebra mbuna), 1372 nucleotides. Its product is annotated as tumor necrosis factor receptor superfamily member 11B. The record is from RefSeq and is a predicted model, not a curated record. Gene Ontology annotation, molecular function: protein binding. Lineage: Eukaryota; Metazoa; Chordata; Actinopteri; Cichliformes; Cichlidae.
AUGAACAUGCUUAUCGUGCCAGCGCUGUUCCUGCUCUCUGGUUCACUCUGUGGUGCCUCAGUGGUGGAUCCUGUUCUCACCUUUGACCACCGAGACCCGGUAACCGGAGAAAUCCUCAAAUGUCCCAAGUGUCCACCGGGCACGUUCAUGUCUGCUCAUUGCACUGCCACCACACCCACACAGUGUCAGCCGUGCAAAAAUGGCCACUUCACCGAUCUGUGGAACUACCUGCCCAGGUGUCUGUACUGCAGCAACCUUUGCACAGGUAACCUGGAGGUGGAAACAGAGUGCUCCCCGACAACCAACAGGAUCUGUCGGUGCAAAGAAGGUUUUUACUCGGCUGAUGACUUCUGUAUCAGGCACACAGAGUGUGGCCCCGGAUACGGGGUUCAAACUAAAGGUACACAGCAGACAAACACCGUUUGUGAAAAGUGUCCAGAGGGAUAUUUUUCCAGCUCAUCUUCUGCAGUGGAUUUGUGUGUAAAACAUCAGGAGUGCUCCAGCGGGCAGAGCGUACUCCUCACUGGCUCAGCCUAUUCUGACACCGUGUGUGGCACCUGUGAGAGUCUUGCAAACGGAGGUGAGACUCUCAGGACAUUCCUCUCAGGAUUCUUCCAUGCACACAGGAUGCGUGUAGGAAAAAUCAAGAAGUUUGUUUCCAAAUACAUCCUUACCUCGUCGAAAGAGAGGUGCAGUCUCCCCAAACAGAGAGAGCCUCUCAUGGAUCACAUCAUAGACUGGCUGGCAAAGGCUCCGGAGGAAAAGCUGAGGAAGAUUCCCGACAUGCUAACAGCUUCAGAUCUUAACUCCAUGGCAGAAAAACUAAAGAAGAGACUCCAUGAGAUUAAGCAGCAGAACCCAAACUGCAGCUUAACAAUAGAUGAAGUAAACAAUGCUCUCUAGUCUGCAGUCCGUUACACAUUUAUAAAAACUGUAUACCUGUUUUACAAAGUUAUGUGAUAAAGCAGAAUGUUCUUUGUAUCGUUUGUCAUUUUAUAAGUAUAUAUGUACUCUAUAAACUUGAGUUUCCAUUGCUAAAGCUACUGUUUGUAUAUGCUGUACUUAACUUCAGAUGGUAUAGUUUCUGGGAAUCAGAGAUUUGGUGGUGGAAAGAGGAAGUUCAGGAAAGUAUUUGAAGGAAGAGGUUUGCAAAGAUUAAGAUUAUGAAAGCAGACAGGAAUACUGAGAGACUACGCAUGAAGGAGAAGAGGACUGGAGAGAUUGGGCUGGAAAUGAUUUGCAGCAGGUUUUGACGGUUAAGGAUAAAUAUAUGAUAAGAAGUGAAGAGUGUGUUGCAAAUGAGAGAGAACAGAUGAAAUAAAGACAGUGAUUUAGGAAGUGCAAGUAAAGAGGAAGUAUGGGCAGCUAUGAA